This is a messenger RNA of Aureobasidium pullulans EXF-150, 1239 nucleotides long. Its product is annotated as serine/threonine protein kinase. Gene Ontology annotation, biological process: signal transduction; protein phosphorylation. The record is from RefSeq and is a predicted model, not a curated record. NCBI's taxonomy places the organism in Eukaryota, Fungi, Ascomycota, Dothideomycetes, Dothideales, Saccotheciaceae. The coding region runs from base 1 to 1239 and encodes 412 amino acids. The transcript has 6 exons. Gene Ontology annotation, cellular component: cytoplasm. Gene Ontology annotation, molecular function: protein serine/threonine kinase activity; ATP binding; protein serine/threonine/tyrosine kinase activity.
AUGUCGCAGAACAGGCCUUCGGCGUUCUCCAGCUUACGCAUGGGCGAGGUAAUUCGCGAAAAGGUUCAGGAUGGCUUGACCGGAGAGACAAAAGAGAUGCAGUACACCCAGUGCAAGAUCGUCGGCAACGGCUCCUUCGGUGUUGUCUUCCAGACUAAGCUGUCGCCCAGCGGCGAAGAUGCUGCCAUCAAGCGCGUGCUUCAGGACAAGCGUUUCAAGAACAGAGAGCUCCAGAUCAUGCGGAUAGUGCGACACCCGAACAUUGUCGAGUUGAAGGCCUUCUACUACUCGAACGGCGAUCGCGUAGGUCUCAGACCAUUUGAUCCUCCGACCAAGUCACUAAUGCAGCCUGGUCAGAAGGACGAGGUUUACCUCAAUCUCGUACUCGAAUUCGUCCCCGAAACCGUCUACCGCGCAUCCCGCUACUUUAAUAAGAUGAAGACGACCAUGCCUAUCCUCGAGGUGAAGCUCUACAUUUACCAGCUGUUCCGCUCGCUCGCCUAUAUCCACAGCCAGGGCAUCUGCCACAGAGACAUCAAGCCGCAAAACCUGCUCCUCGACCCUAACAGCGGUAUUCUGAAGCUUUGCGAUUUCGGCAGUGCAAAGAUACUCAUUGAGAACGAGCCCAACGUCUCGUACAUCUGCUCACGCUACUACAGAGCCCCCGAGCUUAUCUUCGGCGCAACCAACUACACGACAAAGAUUGACGUUUGGUCGACUGGUUGUGUCAUGGCUGAGCUCAUGCUCGGUCAGCCCUUGUUCCCCGGUGAGUCGGGUAUCGACCAAUUGGUUGAGAUCAUCAAGGUCUUGGGAACUCCCACUCGCGAUCAAAUUCGCACCAUGAACCCCAACUACAUGGAACACAAGUUCCCUCAGAUCAAGCCUCACCCCUUCAACAAGGUCUUCCGCAAGGCUGACCCCAGCGCCAUCGACCUCAUUUCCAAGCUUCUCGAGUACACACCGACACAGCGUUUGUCUGCCAUUGAAGCCAUGGUCCACCCCUUCUUCGAUGAGCUGAGAGACCCCAACACUCGCUUCCCUGACUCUCGUCACCCUGGAGGUGCCUCCAAGGAUAUGCCCGAGCUGUUCAACUUCAACCACCACGAACUCUCAAUCGCACCCCACUUCAACCACCAACUCGUUCCCCCGCACGUCCGUCCUCAGUUGGCAGCGAAGGGUCUUGACAUUGACAACUUGACGCCCCUGACCAAGGAUGCUAUGAUGGCACGACUGGAUUAA